Messenger RNA from Hemiscyllium ocellatum (epaulette shark), 6046 nucleotides. RefSeq names its product uracil nucleotide/cysteinyl leukotriene receptor-like. The record is from RefSeq and is a predicted model, not a curated record. NCBI's taxonomy places the organism in Eukaryota, Metazoa, Chordata, Chondrichthyes, Orectolobiformes, Hemiscylliidae. The transcript is spliced from 2 exons. The coding region runs from base 214 to 1212 and encodes 332 amino acids. Gene Ontology annotation, cellular component: plasma membrane. Gene Ontology annotation, molecular function: G protein-coupled receptor activity. Gene Ontology annotation, biological process: G protein-coupled receptor signaling pathway.
GGGGCAGGGUGACGGGGGUGUGUGCACAUCGAGCGGUGCUUGGGAAAUGUUUCUGGGUCCAGGGUGAAAAGCGCUGGUCCUCCCCUCCGCGGACCGGGAGAGCCUCAGAAGCCCCCUUUCCACCCUCCAAGACCGACAGCAGUCCCAGGACAAGCAGAUGCCCAUUGAGAGCGCCGUCCAGUCUGCACUCUCUCUGAGCGGGCACCCCUCGCCAUGGCGUACCCCCUGAGCCUCAGCAAUGCCAGUGGCCAGCAGUGCACACAGGAGAGCCGUGAGGAGAACCUCUUGUUCUCGUCCUUCUACGGGGUGGUCUUUGUGCUGGCGUUCGUCGGCAAUAUCCUGGCCGUGUGGGUUUUCUCCUGCGACAAGAGCUCCAACACCACCACCAACAUAUACCUAAUGCACUUGGCAGUGGCCGACCUCUCCUACGUCCUGAUCCUGCCCAUGAGGAUGGUCUACCACCUCAGCCAGAACCACUGGCCCUUCGGCGAGGUGCCCUGCCGCAUCACCGGCUUCCUCUUUUACCUGAACAUGUACGCCAGCAUCAUCUUCCUGACUGGCAUCAGCGCAGACCGCUUCCUGGCCAUCGUCUACCCGGUGAGGUCCAUGCGCAUCAGGAAGCCCCUCUACGCCAACGUGGUCUGCAUCGCCCUGUGGGUGGUCAUUGUAGUGGGCGUGGCACCAAUGCUGGGCGCACCACAGACCCUUCAAGCGGGCAACGCCACCACCAAGUGCCUCCAGCUGUACCGGGAGAAGACCUCCAGCUUUGCCCUGGUGCCCCUGACGGUGGGCUUCGUGGUGCCCUUUGUGAUCACGGUGACCUGCUACUUACUGAUCAUCCGCAGCCUCCGCAGGGGUAACCGCAUUGAGAGGCACCUCAAAGACAAGGCGAUCAAGAUGAUCAUCCUGGUGCUCACCAUCUUCCUCAUCUGUUUCGUGCCCUACCACAUCAAUCGGUACGUCUACAUCCUGUUUGCCAGCACCGCCCGCUCCAGCUGCCAGGACAGGAGGCUCAUCGCCCUCAGUAAUCGCAUCACUUCCUGUCUGACCAGCCUCAAUAGCUGCCUCGAUCCCGUAGUCUACUUCUUUGUAGGGGAGAAGUUCCAGGAGCGGUUCUGUCACUUUGUCUGCGGCCACAGGAAGCGAGCGCAGUCUGUAAGCCAUGAGACCAAAACAAACGAGAGCUCGCUCAGCUGUAAGUCUGAGCUGUGAGCUCAUCGAGAACCAACCAAGCGUUCCGUCAUUUCACUGCAACUCAUUGCUCUAUAUAGGCGCUGGUCCGUGUGAGUGACUGUGUGCGGGGAGGUGUGUGUCUGAGUGAGUUAGUAUGUGCAUCUGCCUUAGUAUUUGAGUGAGUAUGAGUGAGAGUGUGAGAGUGUGAUCGUAUAUGUGAGUGUGAGUAUGUGUGUGUGUGAAUGUGAGUGUGACUCUGUGUGUGUGUGAGUGCAAGUGUGAGUCCGUAAUAUUGUCUGCGUAAGUGUGUGCAUUGUAUGUGAGGCAGUGUGAAAGUGGAUGCAAGUGUGUGUGAGUGUGUGACUGGAUGUGAGUGUGAGUGCCCAUCUCUUUGUGUGUCUGCUGAGUUGCCACAAUUGACCUCAGCUACAGUACGCCAGUGAGAUCUCAGCCAGUGCAGGCCAGUGAGAUCUCAGCCAGUGCAGACCAGUGAGAUCUCAGCCACUGCAGGCCAGUGACAUCUCAGCCAGUGCAGGCCAGUGAGAUCUCAGCGAGUGCAGACCAGUGAGAUCUCAGCGAGUGCAGACCAGUGAGAUCUCAGCCAGUGCAGGCCAAUGAGACCUCAGCCAGUGCAGACCAGUAAGACCUCAGCCAGUGCAGGCCAGUGAGAUCUCAGCCAGUGCAGGCCAGCAAGACCUCAACCAGUGCAGGUCAGUGAGAUCUCAGCCAGUUCAAGCCAGUGAAAUCUCAGCGAGUGCAGGCCAGUGAAAUCUCAGCCAACUCAAACCAGUGAAAUCUCGGCCAGUGCAGGCCAGUGAGAUCUCAGCCAGUUGAAGCCAGUGAAAUCUCAGCGAGUGCAGGCCAGUGAAAUCUCAGCCAACUCAAACUAGUGAAAUCUCGGCCAGUGCAGGUCAGUGAGAUCUCAGCCAGUUCAAGCCAGUGAAAUCUCAGCGAGUGCAGGCCAGUGAAAUCUCAGCCAACUCAAACCAGUGAAAUCUCAGCCAGUGCAGGCCAGUGAAAUCUCAGCCAAUUCAAGCCAGUUAAAUCUCAGCCAGUUCAAGCCAGUGAAAUCUCAGCCAGUGCAGGCCAGUGAAAUCUCAGCUAGUUCAAGCCAGUGAAAUCUCAGCCAGUGCAGGCCAGUGAAAUCUCAGCCAGUGCAUGCCAGUGAAGUCUCAGCUACAUUAUAUGCCAAUGAGAUCUCAGCCAGUGCAGCUCUGUGUAACCUUAGCCAGUGGGAUCUCAGCCACUGCAGCCUAGUGAGUCCUCAGCCAGUGUAUGCUGUGUUGAUGACCUUUCCAUUGGAACCCAUCCCAGACUGUGUCUCUGUCACCACCCCAGCGCCUUCCUCUGAUUCACUCACACUGUCUCGCUCUCUCCCAUACACACACAACAUGCACACAUACACAGACAGACAGAAAGACACACACACACACCCUUUCAGUGAAACAGACGCACCAUCCAAGGAACCUUUAGCACCAUUUAACCCUCCAGCAAUGGUCAACAAAAAUCCGGCACAGCAGACCCACAUCUCCCAUUCCCUCCUGCAGCAGCUAUAGCAGCAGGCACAGUCACAGUCAUCACAGUGCUCUGACAGCCUGGUCAGCUCAUUGUGCUGGUAUUUAGUGGAGCUGUCGAUUACCUUGCUCUUCCUCCCCAUAUUGUUUUAUAAUUUUGCCUUUCGCACAUAGAGUCAUAGAGAUGUACAGUAUGGAAACAGACCCUUCAGUCCAACCUGUCCAUGCCGAUCAGAUAUCCCAACCCAAUCUAGUCCCACCUGCCAGCACCCAGCCCAUAUCCCUCCAAACCCUUCCUAUUCAUAUACCCAUCUAGUUGCCUCUUAAAUGUUACAAUUGUGCCAGCCUCCACCACAUCUUCUGGCAACUCAUCCCAUACACGUACCACCCUCUGCGUGAAAACAUUGCCCCUUAGGUCUCUUUUAUAUCUUUCCUCUCUCACCCUAAACCUAUGCCCUUUAGUUCUGGACUCCCCGACCCCAGGGGAAAGACUUUGUCUAUUUAUCCUAUCCAUGCCCCUCAUAAUUUUGUAAACCUCUAUAAGGUCACCCCUCAGCCUCCGAUGCUCCAAGGAAAACAGCCCCAGCCUGUUCAGCCUCUCCCUGUAGCUCAGAUCCUCCAACCCUGGCAACAUCCUUGUAAAUCUUUUCUGAACACUUUCAGGUUUCACAACAUCCUUCCGAUAGGAAGGAGACCAGAAUUGCACACAAUAUUCCAACAGUGGCCUAACCAAUGUCCUGUACAGCCGCAACAUGACCUCCCAACUCCUGUACUCAAUACUCUGACCAAUAAAGGAAAGCAUACCAAAUACCACCUUCACUAUCCUAUCGACCUGCGACUCCACUUUCAAGGAGUCCAGUGCACUCCAGGGUCUCUUUGUUCAGCAACACUCCCUAGGACCUUACCAUUAAGUGUAUUAGUUUUGCCCUGAUUUGCUUUCCCAAAAUGCAGCACCUCGCAUUUAUCUGAAUUAAACUCCAUCUGCCACUUCUCAGCCCAUUGGUCCAGAUCCUGUUGUAAUCUGAAGUAACCUCCUUCGCUGUCCACUACACCUCCAAUUUUGGUGUCAAUCUGCAAACUUACUAACUGUACCUCUUAUGCUCGCAUCCAAAUCAUUUAUGUAAAUGACAAAAAGUAGAGGGACCAGCACCGAUCCUUGUGGCACUCCACUGGUCACAGGCCUCCAGUCUGAAAAUCAACCUUCCAUCACCACCCUCUGUCUUCUACCUUUGAGCCAGUUCUGUAUCCAAAUGGCUAGUUCUCCCUGUAUUCUGUGAGAUCUAACCUUGCUAAUCAGUCUCCCAUGGGGAACCUUAUCGAACGCCUUACUGAAAUCCAUAUAGAUUACAUCUACCACUCUGCCCUCAUCAAUCCUCUUUGUUACUUCCUCAAAAAACUCAAUCAAGUUUGUGAGAAUGAUUUCCCACGCACAAAGCCAUGUUGACUAUCUCUAAUCAGUCAUUGCCCUUCCAAAUACAAGUACCUCCUGUCCCUCAGGAUUCCCUCCAAUAAUUUGCCCACACCAAGGUCAGGCUCACUGGUCUAUAGUUCCCUGGCUUGUCCUUACCACCUUUCUUACAGUGGCACCACGUUAGCCAACCUCCAGUCUUCCGGCACCUCACCUUGACUAUCGAUGAUACAAAUAUCUCAGCAAGAGGCCCAGCAAUCACUUCCCUAGCUUCCCACAAAGUUCUCGGGUACACCUGAUCAAGUCCUGGGGAUUUAUCCACUUUUGUGCUUUUUAAGAUAUUCAGCACUUCCUCCUCUGUAAUAUGGAAAUUUUUCGAGAUGUCACCAUCUAUUUUCCUACAGUCUAUAUCUUCCAUGUCCUUUUCCACAGUAAACACUGAUGCAAAAUACUCAUUUAGUAUCUCCUCCAUCUCCUGCAGCUCCACACAAAGGCCGCCUUGCUGAUCUUUGAGUGGCCCUAUUCUCUCCCUAGUUACCCUUUUGUCCUUAAUAUAUUUGUAAAAACCCUUUGGAUUCUCCUUAACCCUAUUUGCCAAAGUUAUCUCAUGUCCCCGUUUUGCCCUCCUGAUUUCCCUCUUAAGUAUACUCCUACUGCCUUUAUACUCUUCUAAGGAUUCACUCAAUCUCUGCUGUCUAUACCUGACAUAUGCUUCCUUCUUUUUCUUAACCAAGCCCUCAAUUUCUUUAGUCAUCCAGCAUUCCCUUUAACUAUCAGCCUUCCCUUUCACCUGAUAGAAAUAUACUUUCUCUGGAUUCUUGUUAUCUCAUUUCUGAAGGCUUCCCAUUUCCCAGCCGUCCCUUUACCUGCGAACAUCUGCCCCCCAAUCAGCUUUCAAAAGUUCUUGCCUAAUACUGUCAAAAUUGGCCUUUCUCCAAGUUAGAACUUCAACUUUUAGAUCUGCUCUAUCCUCUUCCAUCACUAUUUUAAAUCUAAUAGAAUUAUGGUCGCUGGCCCCAAAGUGCUCCCCCACUGACACCUCCGUCACCUGCCCUGCCUUAUUUCCCAUGAGUAGGUCAAGUUUUGCAGCUUCUCCAGUAGGUAAUUCCCCUUUUUAAACGAUAUAAUAUCCUCAACAGGAAGAAGCCCUAUGUGGAAAUAUUACAGUCCCUCACUGCAAACGUUUAAUCAAAUCUCCAUUUUCACUCCACUUCACUCAAUGUUCAGUCUGCGCUCCGACCUUACCCAUAGGAAACAAUGCGGUACUGUUUACCAUCUGCACUGCUUUCAAUAUAAACACCCUUCCACCCUGUCCCUGUGCCGCUGAAUAGAGAAAUACAUUCCACAAGCCUUCAUUCACAGUCUCUGGCCCUCACCUGUGGUGACGUUCAACUGGAGUUUCGAAAAAUAAGAGGAGAGCUCGUUGAAACAUUGAAGAUUCUUAAGGGGGUUUGACAGGGUCAAUGCUGAAAGGAGGCUUCCCCUCAUGGGAGAGUUCUAGGGGGCACAGUCUCAGAGUAAAGGGGCAUCAAUUUAAGUCUGAGAUGGGGAGGAAUUUCAGAGUCUUUGGAAACCCUUGCUGCAGGGAGCUGUGGGGGCAGUGUCCUUGUGCCUAUGUAAGGCUGAGAUAGAGAGAUUCUUGAUCAAUUUGGGAGUGAACGCUGCGGGGAGAAUGCUGAAAGUAAACGUGAGGAAUGUGGGAUCAGUCUAUCGAGUGGCACAAGGCUCGAGGGACCAAAUGGCCUACUCCUGUUCCUAUUUCUUACGAUCCUAGUUCCUACUCGAUGUGUGAAUAAUCCCUCUUGUAGACUGAGAUAUAUGGAGCUUUAUUCUAACUGGAGCAGAUCAGUCAGUAUUGAGGCAGACUCAGUUUUGCUGCAAAUAUCCACGUGUUUUCUGUAUGGAUCAUACUUCAUUGCAUAACACUAUAAUAAAUAGCAGUUAGCUUUAU